AACCAAUGAACAGCCUCCUCAAUAGCUAAACCGUGACAAAUGAACCCCAUUCACGUUAAGACCAAGCGAGGUGCACCCGAUGAUGACAAUGACACCGAUACACUUCCCUCAUUAUCGACCUCGGGGACACCGGUGUUUUCUCCUCCCGCACAGGAUGGACCAUCUGCAAUCAGCAAGAGAACUGGGACUGUGACACCCGCUUCUAUGCCCUCUCAUAAAGUGUCUGUGAUGUUGCCGCAGCCGAGAUCAAGCCCGUCGUUGAUGGGGAUGAACACUGCGAGGAAGCAGGUGCCGAGGUCGGUCGAGGAGGAGCCGGUUUACAUAGCGCCUCUGAACGUUCCGGAUCGGCUGCUAACAAGAGAAGCAAUCAUUGCUCGUAAUAAGUACACCAUACAACGCUACAUGGAUUACUGGAACAACGGCUCCAACUCCGACGAAAUCUACGAGAUCAUCCACCCAGACCACCGCCAAAUCCACCACAUCUUCACCGGCAUCGGCGUCGAACACAAGCGUAACGCAAUAGUAUACUUCCGGUCUCGCUUCGCUUCUCUCCACGCCCGCAUCGAGCACAUGACGGCCGAGGGCGACACCAUCAUCUCCUUCAUCAUCCUUCGCGGCGUCCAGCAGGGCGAGAACUUCGGACAUCCGGAUAGGGAGCGGAUCGUGAAUAUCCGUAUGGCGUUCCGUGAUCGAUUUUUGGAUGGCUUGAUCAGGGAGACGGAGAUUAUUGCGGAUUAUGAGCAGUUAAGGAAGGUGCCGUGGACCAAGAAAUUGGAUACUGCGCUGCCUCCGUCGAAGCAUGUUGAGCCUGCUGGGUUGAGUGUUGUGCCGGCGGAGUUUGAAUUGGUGAUUCAAGCGAAUUUGCCGAGGAAUGAGGAAGGAGAGGAGGACGGGGAAGAUGCUGCUGCCGAGGCUCUCGAAGGAGAGUACGAAGUCGUCUAUACACAGUCUUCUGAUGCAGUAGAGUGGUGCAAUAUGAGUGACGGGGUUCACGGUAUGAUGAGUAUGGCAAAGUAUUGA
Saitoella complicata NRRL Y-17804 is the source of this 1020-nucleotide messenger RNA. RefSeq lists its product as uncharacterized. The record is from RefSeq and is a predicted model, not a curated record. The coding region runs from base 40 to 1020 and encodes 326 amino acids. Gene Ontology annotation, biological process: polyketide metabolic process. The transcript has 3 exons. NCBI's taxonomy places the organism in Eukaryota, Fungi, Ascomycota, Saitoellomycetes, Saitoellales, Saitoellaceae.